This is a messenger RNA of Cloeon dipterum, 1520 nucleotides long. Its product is annotated as paired mesoderm homeobox protein 2A-like. The record is from RefSeq and is a predicted model, not a curated record. NCBI's taxonomy places the organism in Eukaryota, Metazoa, Arthropoda, Insecta, Ephemeroptera, Baetidae. Gene Ontology annotation, molecular function: RNA polymerase II transcription regulatory region sequence-specific DNA binding; DNA-binding transcription factor activity, RNA polymerase II-specific. Gene Ontology annotation, biological process: regulation of transcription by RNA polymerase II.
UUCAUUUCUCCGUUUGGUGGUUGGAAAAAUAACGAGAGCGACCGGGGAGGUCUGACGGGGGGUGGCGGGCGCAAGAAAAGAGCCCUUUCUAGGGCUUCGUCCUCUACAAGAGCGAACACGAUGUUGUGCGCAAUCGGGCCGCCAACAGAGAGCACCUCAAGGUGGCGGUCCUACACCUGAGUUCAAUUAUGGAUUUGUCUGAUCUGGAUGCAGAGGGCUCGGAGAGGAGCCCCCACGCGAGCAGCGCCCCUCAGGGCUACUCGAUCACGGGGCUGCUGAUGACCGCCGCUGGCGCCCCGUGCACCGCCGUGUCCGACUCGCUGCUCUCGGCCAGCUUGCUCAGCGCCUUCGCCGCUGCCCCCAAUCCUAAUGCAUCCACGGCGGUCAUCCAGCAUCCGAAAUACUCAGGCUACGGAGACAGCCCGCUGGGAAAUUCGUCUAACAGUCAAUCGUUGGUCAACGAGGAAGACAACUCUGGACCAGACGAUGACUCGUCUCCGGGAAUAAAUUUCUCGCCUCUCCCCGGCCCAUCUUCUGGAGGCGGAGGACCGGUGAAGCGCAAGCAGAGGCGAUACAGGCACGACGAAGUGGUUUUAUAAUUUUAGUGACUAAAAAAAUCGAUAUUUAGGACAACAUUCACCAACUUCCAACUUGAGGAGCUGGAACGAGCGUUUCAAAAGACACAUUAUCCAGACGUUUUCUUCCGAGAAGAACUGGCCGUCCGAAUAGACUUAACAGAAGCACGGGUCCAGGUCUGGUUCCAGAACAGGAGAGCCAAGUGGCGAAAGCAAGAGAAGUUAGCCGUGAAACAACAACAGCAGCACCACCACCACCAACAUCACGCCCUUGUCAACCACUCUGCCUCUUCGCUUGUGCAAGGAAUCCUCUCAAUACCAGUUUCGAACAGCCCUGGAGGAAUGAUUUCCGAUUCGCCUCUCUUGUCAGCCCAGACCCUAUCGUCACUUGGAGGCUCAAGUCCCCUGGGCUCGUUCAGUCCGACGCCGUCGGGAGGGAUGUAUUUGGGCAUGGAGUGGCCUGCCCAGGGAUUUUCCCCGCCGCUACCAGCAGCUUCGCCGCACUAUGUGAAUAAGGGUCAAAUUCGCAUGGAGAGCCCUUCAUCAGAGCUGGUCGACUCAGGGACAAGUGCAUCGGAUCUGCUUAUGCACGCAACGGGGACGCACUCGCCCCCGUCGACCCCCCAUUGCUCGGUUUCGUCGCCGGGGCCGCUGUCGCAGCAACACGACCAACUUCCUGACCUUCACGAACUCAAGAGUGAUAACGACUGAAGAAAAGGGAUUGUUUAUAUUAUUAUUGCUGUUAUCAAUUUUACAAUAUAGCUCAUCCAUACUGCUAACGAGGGAAGGAAACUGUAAAAGCCUUUCGGAAAUAUAUUUAAUUGUUAUUAUUAAAUGUAUUAGGCCUGCGUCUGGCUAUUUUCUCAUAAUUAAUUUUUGUAAUUUGAUGUUUAAAUGUCCUGGAAUUCGGCUUGUUGUCAUUAAAAUUAAUAAUUAUCAAAAUAU